AUGUACAUCACUCUCGGAGUCGUCGGUAAGGAGGAAGCAUCAAACAGUUCUCCUUCUGAUGCGAUUGUGAGGAGCUUCCAGCUUCUCCCAUCGUGCGUUGACUUUGGCACGCUGAAGGAGGGCACCUUCUCUGCCAUUACUGUGGUGAUGAAGAAUGUUGGUGUUGACAGAUGCAGCUUCUGUGUGAAACAGCCUCCUCCUGCUACAGGCCUCCGGGUCAUCUACAACCCUGACCCUGUAGCUGCAGGUUUGCAGGUUGAACUGCAGGUUCAGCUGUUUGCAGUGUGUGCUGUCCAAGCCGGCGAAGUAGUAGAGCCAAAGAAGUUAAUCUCUCAGGAAAUUAUCAUCCAUACUGAGAAAGACAUCCUCUAUCUGCCAGUCACUGCUAAUAUCCUUUGA
Molecule: messenger RNA, 399 nt
Organism: Archocentrus centrarchus (flier cichlid)
Lineage: Eukaryota; Metazoa; Chordata; Actinopteri; Cichliformes; Cichlidae
Product: sperm-associated antigen 17-like
Exons: 4
Coding region: 1-399 (132 amino acids)
Biological process (GO): epithelial cilium movement involved in extracellular fluid movement; axonemal central apparatus assembly
Cellular component (GO): axonemal central apparatus
Source: RefSeq, a predicted model, not a curated record